Molecule: messenger RNA, 888 nt
Organism: Echinostoma caproni
Lineage: Eukaryota; Metazoa; Platyhelminthes; Trematoda; Plagiorchiida; Echinostomatidae
Source: the annotation of a GenBank genome assembly
AUGAGAUCUCCAAGCUCUAGACCGGAGGAUGAUCGAGCUCUACUUAAUCUCAUUGCCGCAGUCAGUAGAGGAAAUCACUCGCCGAUUAUAGUGGGGGAUUCCAAUCUACCUGCAAUAGAAUGGGAGUAUGAAGACGAGGGAGAUGGGCAAGCAGAACGUAAAUUCAUGGACUGCUUCCAUGCGGCAUCGCUCUACCAGCACGUGAAAGAACCAUCGCGUAUCCGGCUAGGGCAGAGACCGUCCACCUCCGAUCUGGUCCUCACGCGGCAAGAGAGUGAGAUCAACGACCUAAGGCAGGAGGUUCCCCUCGUUAAAAGCGACCACAACGUAUUGUUACUAGAAGCAUACAUUGCGAAGGAAAAGCCACCCCGCAGAUGGUGCCGCAAUCUCGGGCGAAUGAACAUAGCGGACUUGAGGCGAGAUGCUCAGACCAGAGCAUGGUUCCCGCAGGGAACAGAGGCGUCCGUGGAUCAACGAUGGGAGAAAAUCCGCGACCAGCUAAUAGAGCUGACGAAGAGGCAUGCCCCCUUGCAGCCUCGGGGUGGUACCCACAAACCGCAAUGGUGGAAGCCGGCCAUUAAACGUGCCAGAGGGGAAAGAGCUCAUUAUGAAAAGUGUGAGACACUCAAGGGGUAUUUCGAAAAUGUCUAUAAAAUAGACUACGGGAGUGCGGUCCCACGAAAGUGCCUAGACACCCCUCCAAUGGGUGAUGUGGAAGUCUCAGCUAGUUGUGCUCUCAAGGUUUCGGAGAACUUGAAUGUGAAGAAGUCUGCCUGCAACGACGGGCUACAUCCGGCCGUCAUCAGACCACUGGCUCAAUUGCUCGCCCCCGCGAUAGCCGCACUCUAUCAGGAGUCCCUAAGAGCUGGGAGAGUACCUAGUGAUUGG